This is a messenger RNA of Ectocarpus sp. CCAP 1310/34, 2174 nucleotides long. NCBI's taxonomy places the organism in Eukaryota, Phaeophyceae, Ectocarpales, Ectocarpaceae. The record is from the annotation of a GenBank genome assembly.
GCAGCGGGAAUGAAGAGUAUGGGCAGAGGCAGGAAUUGAGGCAUAGCAGUGCCUGUUUGGCGUUGUAGCAGUGCCUGUUUGGCGUUUAUGCCGGCCCUUUUCUGGAGAUGACGAGGAAGGUACCGAGUGAGAUGUUUCACUGCUGUUGUAGCACCAACCGAGUGUCCUUGGUACAACGAUGUGGGAAGCAAGUGGUGCUUCUCCUGUUGUUGAUGUUGCUGAUGCUGGCGAGAGAAGAUGCUGAUGCGGGUGUCAUGGGCGUGGAGAUGAUCGAAGUGAAGGGUGGCUGCCUCCAGGUUACAUUGAAGGCCGGCGAGCACAUCAAAGCGGACCCCCGUUACAUCGUGUCCCGAGGCGUCGGUCUAGCCCUCCGCCCGCCGGCGCCCCUGGAGAAGCAAGGAAUCCUCGGCGGGCUCAAGCGGCGCCUGCGCAAGGCGGCCCAAGGGCGACAGGACCACCAGCAGCAGCAGCAGCAGCAGCGAGACAAUCACCGUCUGGAGAGGGUGUCGAACACGAUGGCCUCGAACGAAACGGACUGUUUUGUCGCCCCACCGUUUCCGGGAGACGUUGUCGUUGUCUCGGUCAGCAGCGGCGGCGGAGACGAAAGCGUUGGUGAAGAUGGGAAGGAUUAUGACGAUGCCCACGGCGGCGAUCGGCGCAAGGCUAGGCAACGGCGAGAGGGUAGGAGCGGGGACCGGCCUGCCGCGAGAGGCAGCAGGCACGGCUCCGUUAAGCCCCGCAAGCUCGUGCUGCUAACGCAGGCGAUUGUUGCCGUCGGCCCGGGGGUUGUCGUGAAGCCCUCGCCCCGCCCAGAUGCAGCAGGCGUAGGAGGACUGGGGGGAUCUUCACUCUCCCGCCGACAACAGCAACGUGGCGGACCUGUUGUAACGACGGGCGCGCUCUCUUUGUGUGAAGGGCAAGGGCCAAUCGCGGUGGCCGGGUACGGAAAGCUAAAAAAGUUGCGGUUGAGGCCGGGGCAGAAGAGGUUGGUGGACUCCUCUCGCGCGGUGGGUUGGACCAGCGGCGUAACGUGCCUCACUGGCACCGGGGGGCGUGCCUCGGUACCCACCACCGGCAACAAUAUUGGAGCCAACAGCCCUGCUGGCGCGUUUACCACGUUCGUAGGCCCCGGGACUGUUUACGUUCAGACGCACUCUCUCCCUGGUUUACGGCGAUUACUCUUGCCAAAGUCGGGAGUUCCGUUGCAAGGGGAAGUUCCUUCGGGCCUCCUGGAGGCGGGGAGGAGGGGUGCGGGGGCGUUGUUCGCCCCACGGGGAGGGCCGCCAACAGUGGGUCUUUCUCUGAAGAGGGGCUUGGCGAAACGUGCGAAGGCGGGGGCGAAGCGGGUUUCUCUGGCAGUGGCGUUCUUCGCCCUGUACCUGGUGGUGUACUCCCUGGUGACGGCGUUGCUCCUUGAGGGGAGGGACGGCCUCGCCAACGCGCCGCGGCACGCGGUGCAGGUGGUUCGCUCCCUCGCAAAGGUGGCGCGGCGUGUGGCGGUGGUGCUGGUACGGCUCGGGCGGGAAGAGCUGUGGAGAGAAGGAGAAGGGGGAGGUGGUACACCUCCGCAGAUACGCCCUGCAGAACGAUAGUGGUAGGAGCUCGGUUUGACCGGGUGUUUCAACGCCAAGACACACAGCGCAUUCAUGCGCCGUUGAUAGAUUUGUGAGGUGGCAUUAUCUCCCUCGUUGUGUGCCAUCCUUCAUGCAUACGAAUUAGACUUGUUUUUACGACGACACCUGGGAGUUUGUUGACGGGCGUGCAGCGUGGGGUUUCGGUAUUGUUUCGUCCGUGUUUGCAAGAAAAUGAACGGUUUGGUGAGGUUGUUUUUCUGCGUGGCCUCGACCAACCAAUAGACCAUUGGCGAGAACCCACGGACAGACACGCCCAAUGAUUCCAGAAGCACCUUGUGUGGUCAUUGAGGGCAUGAAUCUCAACCCUGCCGCCAGCAGAAGCAUUCGGGAAGAUAGAGUAGACUACGUGUCCUAACAAUGUUGUAUAGAUAGAUGGACGAUCGGGUUGUUGACUGGACCGACCAGGGAGGCCUGUCCGGUACAUGCAGCGGUUCUAGCACCAAGACAUGGUCGUUCGGGCUUGUUUUGGAUUGAGAUAGGUCUUGACAGCCUUGACGCAUGAACUCAAAAAGAGGUGGAUAAUCUGUCAAUGCGAUACGU